AAACCUCGACCACAUCAGUUAACAUGUACAACCUCAUACAAUCCACGGCAACCCCUCCCAUAAAUAGAAAAGAGAAAGCAAAGAGAAGCGAAACAAAUAAUAACAGCCCAUGAAUCCCCACACAUACGCCACAAACACCAUUCAUCUCCAUCAUCCGACAGCUCUAUCUUUAGGUAUCUUACCUGCACUAAUUCUAAUCGUAGUGAAGGGAAUUGUGCAUGUGUGUGUGUCAAGGUUUUUCGCUCACCUAAUAAAAAUGAAAAACCCAGUCCACAUCUCCACCAACCCUCUGAAUACGCAUUCAAGAAGGCCACCUCUCAAGAAUACCGUGUCGAUAAUCUUCACAUUGAAAACCCGUCUCGCAUCAAAAUGCCCGUGCAAGAAAAAUAAAACACGUCGAAGAAUUCCAUGUCGGUUAGGAAUCCACUAAGCUCUAGCAAAUCAACGUACAUUCACCUGAACUCCAA
Lindgomyces ingoldianus is the source of this 467-nucleotide messenger RNA. RefSeq lists its product as uncharacterized. The transcript has a single exon. The coding region runs from base 110 to 430 and encodes 106 amino acids. NCBI's taxonomy places the organism in Eukaryota, Fungi, Ascomycota, Dothideomycetes, Pleosporales, Lindgomycetaceae. The record is from RefSeq and is a predicted model, not a curated record.